AUGUCUUCGCAAGCAUCAAGCGAAGCCAGCCAGCCUCAACUUGCACACGGCGAAUCCGUUGCUCUUCAGGUCAACAAACAGACUCCCGUGAGGGCGAAUCAUGCGACCUUUGAGAGCAUGCUUACCGCACGUGUUCGAAUAGCACCAGAUUACGCCCCCUACAAAGGCCCCGCCAUAUCUACGCCCAGCAAAACGCCUGUGACUGUCAAAACAUCUUCCACAACGCCCGUAGCGAAGAAGAGGCCGGCAUCUAAUGCACUCACCUUCGUAUCAGUUGGAGUCGACACCAGCUCCCCCGGUAAUCCCCCAAAGCGACUCAAGACUCAGGAGACGAGAUUCUCACCCUCGACGACAAAGUACACGAAUAAGAGAGCUGUCUUCAACCAAGCUCGCCCGCCCAAGAACGCCGACGAGAUCAAUCAUGAUAUCUGGACGACCAUUCUAUCAUUUUCUCAUCCUAGAUUUUUAAUCCGUGCCAAGACGGUUAGCAAAGCCUGGUAUAACAUACUCGAGCGAGAGUCUAUCUGGCGACAUAGUCGACUCCUGCACUUUGACGAAAACGUCCCGGAAUGUCCCGAUGGUAUUACAGAGCAGCAGUACGCAGACUUGUUGUGUGGUAGGGGUUGCCAAAGUGCUUCGUGUCCUCGCGAGAAGACAACUGCUGUAUGUUGGGCACUUCUGGUCAGGCUUUGUCCGGAUUGUCUUCAAGCAAAGACUAUCAGGCUUCAAGACCUGCCACAGACUCGUCGUUACACGUGUGGACCUGCGGGAAUUGGUGCGACCGUCUCGCAGCCUCUGGAAGAUGCUUUGCCGAUGCUCUUCAGCUCAACAUCACACCGGACUGAGCUCCGAGAAGUCCGAUCAAACAAUGCCGGACAACUAUCUUACGCUGAUCUUUCACGGAUAGGUACUUAUCGCUUCUCGAGAUCCGCCUACAAUGCACUGGAAGCCGAGUAUCUUGCAAUGCAAUCCCAGCUGAAUGAUCAGGGCAUGUUGGACUGGUUCAAGAAGAAGCAAGAGCCGACCUUGAAGAACAUGAGUGAAAGAGCAAAGAUUGCAACUUGGGCACAACGUGCACCAUCUCCUAACUCCGGUGUCCUCAGGCAACGUGCAGAGUUCUUCAUUGCGAAGGCCGAGGAGCUCGACCCGCCAAUGGCGGAAAGCACCUUAAAGUGCUUCACAGCAUACAGGAAUGCUUUGACGUCCCGCAAUGCCCCUACUGAUCGAGCAUGGGAGAUUCUACGGAGCAAGAUCGAGCCAUUGCGACCAAGAGCCGAAGCCCUUGACAAAGCAGCGAGGAAGACGCCUCCACCAGCUGAUGCUGACACGCAAUGGAAUCUCUUGAAACGUCACAGAAUUGGCUAUCCUGAUCCGAGGCCCCUGCCUGUAGUUCCAGAGCAGCAGGCAGUACUAAGUCUUGCGAGACCGAUAUUUCAACGACAUAUGCAUAUGAAGGUCGCAGAUGCCGAUUUGCUGCUCACCACCCUGAAAGCAGUCUAUCACGAGUAUCAGAAACUAGAGCAAAAGCCGAGGGGUACCAACUUCGACGGACGAGUUGGUGAGUAUCGAUUGAGUCUUGACGACGCGCGCAUGAUCGUGGACCACGUCAUUGCUAGAGAGCUCUCUCCUCGCUCGAGUCGUGGUGUCGCUGUACUCGACAAACUUAGAUGUGGAGCCUGCGUAAACAGCAAAUCCCGUGACAAGCACUACAAUUUUGAGAAGCUCUUCGAGCAUUUGCUCGGCGUCCACGGCCAAACAGUCGGACCUGAGGAAGACGAGUCGCAGCAAUUUUGGCGUUAUGCGCUUGCCGAUCGUCCGCAUCACACGACCAGCUGGAACAGAGUCGGACAAUUUCCGUGGUACACUGUGGAGUGGCCAGCAGCACUGCCCAUUUUUGACGAGAAUCCCAGGAUCAAUGACUUGCCACCAUCGGGGUCUAGUGCACCGGUCCCGAAGUCUGCAUUCGAAGGCCGAAAGGCGACGAUGGACGGCGCUUCUACAGGUCUCACAUUUGUCGACUUCUUCAAGUACGCUGCACAGAAGCUACAUGGCCUUCGAAUGCCAGGACCUGCUUUGACGAAGAUAGCACUACAAUUCGCAAUCAAUAUGAGCGCUGAACGCCAACUUGAACUGCCCAAUUUGAGAGCAUUUCUGGAGGCAGUUCCGGAAAUUCAAAGACUCAAUCCGUCCAUGGACUUCAAGUUCAACUGCGGUGCCUGCACAAGAACAAGCAACGGCAAGGGAUCGUCCAGAUACGUAGCUAACAAAAUACCGUACGAGGCACUCGCUAUUCAUUGGUCUCGAAGACAUGAGAUCGCUUGGUCUCCAGUCCGUCGACGAAGAGGAGCCGAACAGAAUUCGAGCCUUGACGGCGAUCAUGUUGACGGCCACGAUGUUCGGCAUUGGACUGAAGAUUUCUGGCAGCUUCCAUCAAAUGUCCAGAUAGCUGAGGAGAUCGCAGCUUGUGAUGCCAAGCUUGCAGAGAGGAAGCGGGACCUCGAGAACAUCGGAAAGAAUGCGAGAAGGAUGUCGAAGCUCAAGUCGGGUGUUGUUCUUGCGACAAGACCAGCAAGCGAGGUAUUCGAUGAGCUCUUCGUCAAACUCUGA
Cyphellophora attinorum is the source of this 2607-nucleotide messenger RNA. RefSeq lists its product as uncharacterized. The record is from RefSeq and is a predicted model, not a curated record. The coding region runs from base 1 to 2607 and encodes 868 amino acids. Gene Ontology annotation, molecular function: protein binding. The transcript has a single exon. NCBI's taxonomy places the organism in Eukaryota, Fungi, Ascomycota, Eurotiomycetes, Chaetothyriales, Cyphellophoraceae.